AUGCCUUCCAAAUCUAAUCAACUUCCGAGCCUCGAUCUCAAAACUACCUCAUUCAACAAGGGCAUGUCGAACCCCGCGUCGAAAAGCGCCGAUGCUCUGAAACCAGAGUCCACAUUAAGCCCCCUCACACCCCGUUCCCCGAGAUCCUCACCAUCGUCGCCGCGGUCAAUCCGAGAUGAACCAACGAUACGUCCAGUGACCUCGCGAUCCAGAACUGGCUCGACGAAUGGUCCACUUUCUCCCAGUGAUCCAGAACCUCCUACUCCGAACUUUACAGCGAUGCCCCAAUAUCCACCAUCACCAAAAGAAAACAAACAUAACCGCGACCCUUCACGCUCGUUUUUUGCCAACCUGAAAGCUUCCAGAUCAUCCCAUAAGAUUACCAAUUCCGACAGUUCAGGCCUUUCAGCAGAACCGCCGUCUAAGAGCCGAGGAAACUCUCGUGAUCGAUCUCAGCCGACGCUAAGAAAGAAUAGCUCAAUCCCCGAUCUACUAGACACCGCUUCGCGGCAAGGCAAGGAUAAACCCGAGGAUUCACAAUACAACCAACCCAGAGGCCAAUUUGUCGAUGAUAAUCGAAAUGAUGGGCAACACAUUCRGGGCCCGCCAGUGAAGAAGAACAAGCCUCGAUUUGGAAAUCUGCUCUCCCGAACUCGCUCAGUCAGGGUAGAUGAAAAAUCCGCUCUUAAGAGCGCUGGCCUGCGUCGCCCGUCAAAUGCAACUCUGCUCAAAGUGUCCGAAAGCCAGGAGGAGAUUUCAGCACCUCCAAAAACGGCACCCUUACGAGUUGACAAGGAUUUCUACGAAGGGCCCAGCACGAAUGGAAACAAUCGCCCGACUGAUCGCCCAACUGAGGUCCGUCCGCAUACCAGUCGUAGGGAGAGAAACCCAUCACUAGCACCAUCAAGCUCGCUUAUGCAGGUAUCUGGAGCAUCUGCCUCGUUGUUCAACAAUAUCAAACACUCGUCCAGUGGAGCCGCGGACCGUCUAGGCAAGGCUGGAAAAGGGUUCUUUGGUAAGAUCACGAGAAGCGGAAGUACAAAUGAGCGAGAAGUUAUCCUGGAUGACAACUACGUGUGCACCGUCAUCAAUCUCCCUCUUAUUGAACAGACCCGAAAAACACGAAUCUCGAAGCGUCUAGAAGACUGCAAGGAUAAGACUGAGUAUUGGAUGCCCGCGCUACCCUAUCGCUGUAUUGACUACUUGAACUACAAGGGAUGCGAAGAGGAGGGGCUGUAUAGGGUUCCUGGAAGUGGAAAAGAAGUCAAACAUUGGCAGCGCCGAUUCGACUCGGAAGGUGACAUCAAUCUAUUCGAUGAACCCGACUUGUACGAUAUCAAUACGAUUGGGUCUAUGUUCAAGGCGUGGUUGCGAGAAUUGCCGGAUGAGCUUCUACCGAAAGCAACGCAGCAAAUGAUUGCGGAGAAAUGCGAAGGAGCAACAACGGCGCCACAGCUACUGAAAGAUGAGCUAUCGAAACUUCCACCAUACAACUACUACCUGCUAUUUGCGAUAACGUGUCAUCUAAAUCUGCUUCAUUCGUACGUCGAUCAGAACAAGAUGAACUAUCAGAAUCUGUGCAUUUGCUUCCAACCAUGCAUGAAGAUUGACGGGUUCUGCUUUCAGUUCCUAGUCUGUGACUGGAAAAACUGUUGGCAGGGCUGCUGGACAGAGAAGGAAUGGGCGCAGGAGGAAAAGGAAGCCCAAGAGAGAGCUGCAAGGGAAGCAAAGGAGGCACAAGCGGCAAAACUCAAUGGAAGCAAACACACCAACAACAGUCGUAACGGUACUACCGUUCCAAACUUCUUGCAACAUGAAUCCCCCUUCCCUGAGUCCUCGUCAGCUGCCGAGGAGCKUGCGAUCUCAUCUUCCGGCAGCAGCCAGCCAUAUCUCUCUGACAGCAAUCAACCAGUGAAACCAGCAUCGACACCACGCAAAMCCCGMCCUGCCAAUCUCGAGGAUACCGGCAAAAGUCAUCGACGAAGCAUAUCCCAGCUACCAGAGCUGGGGCCUCCGCUUUCGCCAAUCAAGAUCUAA
This is a messenger RNA of Talaromyces amestolkiae, 2037 nucleotides long. RefSeq lists its product as uncharacterized. Lineage: Eukaryota; Fungi; Ascomycota; Eurotiomycetes; Eurotiales; Trichocomaceae. The transcript has a single exon. The coding region runs from base 1 to 2037 and encodes 678 amino acids. Gene Ontology annotation, cellular component: cytoplasm. The record is from RefSeq and is a predicted model, not a curated record. Gene Ontology annotation, biological process: signal transduction; regulation of GTPase activity.